Molecule: messenger RNA, 1859 nt
Organism: Rosa chinensis
Lineage: Eukaryota; Viridiplantae; Streptophyta; Magnoliopsida; Rosales; Rosaceae
Exons: 2
Coding region: 152-1522 (456 amino acids)
Source: RefSeq, a predicted model, not a curated record
UCCUUACCAAACCUCGGCGAGCAUUUUAUCGAACACCAAAGACUAAACAAUCAAAAAAAUCAGCGGCUGGAGUCUUCACCACGCCUGCAACUACAUAUAUAAACCAGAGUAGCCAUGGCAAAUAUACAUAGUGAAAUUCAGUCCCAAUAUCAUGGAGUCCCCAGAUGUCAAACACAUCUCAGAAUCCUUUAUCCAACCUCAAAAUGCUUCGGAAGAAUCAAAGAAGCCCUUUUACUUGGCAGCCUCUGACCUCGCCAUGCUCUCCGUCCACUAUAUCCAGAAAGGUCUCCUCUUCCGUAAACCUCCAGAAGCCAACAACCCCAAUUUUCUCGAUACCCUUUUGGCAAAACUGAAGCACUCUCUUUCCCUCGCACUCGUUCACUUCUACCCGCUCGCGGGUCGCCUUGUGACCAAGAAAGAACAAGACCCUCAUCUGUACUUGGUCUAUGUGGAUUGCAGCAAUAGCCCCGGAGCCAAAUUCAUCCAUGCUUCUCUUGACAUGUCCGUCUCGGACAUUCUUUCUCCAACUGAUGUGCCCUUGGUGGUUCAGUCUCUGUUUGAUCACGACAGGGCGGUCAACCACGACGGUCACACCACGUCGCUGCUGACGGUCCAAGUCACGGAAUUGGUCGACGGCGUCUUCAUCGGGCUUUCCAUCAACCAUUGCCUCUGUGACGGAACAUCUUACUGGCAUUUCUUCAACACUUGGUCUGAAAUAUUCCGAGCCCAAGAGAACAACAUCCCUCUUUCAAAGAUCUCACGCCCACCGGUUAUGGAGCGGUGGUUUCCAGACGGUCAUGGUCCGAUUAUUAGCCUCCCUUACACAAUUUCAGAUGAGUUCGUUGACAGAUUUGAAUCUCCGGAACUCAGGGAGAGAAUGUUUCACUUCUCAUUAGAAUCCAUAGCCAAACUCAAAUCAAAAGCCAAUUCAGAGUGUGAGACCAGCAAAAUCUCCUCCUUCCAGGCCUUGUCUGCUCUUCUCUGGCGAUCAAUUACUCGAGCGCGUGGAUUUCCACCAAAUCAAGAAACCAGCUGCAGAUUGGCUGCGAAUAACAGAGCAAGAAUCGUCCCACCAUUGUCUCCUAAUUACUUUGGGAAUUCAAUUCACCCUGUGAAAUCACAACCUGUGAAAGCAGGGGAGUUGCUUGAACACGGGCUUGGAUGGGCCGCGUGGAAGCUGCACGAGACUGUGGUGAACCACAACGACAAAUGGAUUCGUGGAUCGAUUGAGGCAUGGUUAAAGUCUCCGGUUGUAUACCAAUUGGGUCGGACUUUUGACCCGUACAGUAUAAUGAUGGGGAGUGGUCCGAGAUUCGACAUGUAUGGAAAUGAAUUUGGGAUGGGAAAAGCUGUGGCGCUCCGAAGUGGGUAUGCCAACAAGUUUACUGGCAAAGUGACGUCGUAUCCGGGACGUGAAGCAGGAAGCAUCGAUUUGGAGGUGUGUCUUCCUCCGGCUGCAAUGACGGCUCUUGAAUCUGAUGAAGAGUUCAUGGAAGCUGCCUCUGUCCCAAGUUAUGAUUAGUCAAACUGGUUUAGCAAGCUCCGAAAGAAUGAUGUUGCCAUUUUUCUUUCCUUCUUUUACUUUAAAUUCCAUGGUAUCCCAGCGCCAGGACACCUGCACUGACAUUGCGGCGAAAGCCAAGCAAAGCCAGACUAAUCCACUGCACCGCAGACGCACGAACCCAAAGGGUCCCUCAAAUCUGCUGGCCACGGGAUGGAGCUGAGAUUCGAACGCUAGACCUGGGGGUUCCAGACUAGGCCAUUCGACCAACACACCACACCACGUGGUUUUCGUUCCUUUUCAAUUAUGGUCAUUGUUUAAUAUAUAGUGUUUUACUGUUGAUCGUAUGGUAGGUUUA